Messenger RNA from Ananas comosus (pineapple), 1918 nucleotides. Its product is annotated as thioredoxin reductase NTRB-like. The record is from RefSeq and is a predicted model, not a curated record. Gene Ontology annotation, cellular component: cytoplasm. NCBI's taxonomy places the organism in Eukaryota, Viridiplantae, Streptophyta, Magnoliopsida, Poales, Bromeliaceae. The coding region runs from base 261 to 1544 and encodes 427 amino acids. The transcript has 2 exons. Gene Ontology annotation, biological process: removal of superoxide radicals. Gene Ontology annotation, molecular function: thioredoxin-disulfide reductase (NADPH) activity.
AUUUCUAUCGAAACCAAUCAGCUUGCUGGCUUGUAGAUUUUUCUAAUUUGCGCUCUCCGAUCGACGGCCUAACGCUUUAUACAGAUACUACGCCAAGUGUAUUGUAUAGUCUAAAUCCUUAUAGGGGAGAAGGUAAAAUUUACACACACAUUUGGCCUGGGUACAACAGGCAGGAUUUGUGGGUCGCCCAGAAGCCACACACCCCGUCUGAACCCAAGCCCACAAGGCCCGCGGACUGAUAAAAGCCCGCCUCACUAUCAAUGAAGCCGUUCCCGCCGCGGCGCCAAAAGAGGCGCCCGAAAUUUCCCCGAAACGCGCCAUCGUCGUCGUUAAUAAGACGCUUGGUUGGAUUCGUCCGAUCCAUGCCCCCGCGCUCCAAGCUCCUCGGCAGCCUCCUCCUCGUCCUCAGAAGAGGAAGAGGCAGUAGAGCCGCCUCCACCGCCGCCGCCCCUGGUUUUCCUCCUCAGGCGGCGCCUUUCGUCUCCUCACCGUCGUCGUCGUCCUCCUCCUCCUCCUCCGCCUCCGUCUCCAUGGACUUGACCGACGGCGCGGCCGCCGCCCCCGCGGCGCCCCUCCGCACCCGGCUCUGCAUCAUCGGCAGCGGGCCGGCGGGCCACACGGCCGCGAUCUACGCGGGGCGGGCGGAGCUGAAGCCCGUGCUCUUCGAGGGGUGGAUGGCGAACGACGUCGCCCCGGGGGGCCAGCUCACCACCACCACCGACGUCGAGAACUUCCCCGGCUUCCCCGAGGGCAUCCUGGGGAUCGAGCUCAUGGACCGCUGCCGCGCCCAGUCCCUCCGCUUCGGCACCCGCAUCCUCACCGAGACCGUCACCUCCGUCGACUUCGCCUCCCGCCCCUUCCGCGUCCUCUCCGGCUCCACCGCCGUCGAGGCCGACGCCGUCGUCGUCGCCACCGGCGCCGUCGCCCGCCGCCUCCGCUUUCCCGGCUCCGACCGCUACUGGAACCGCGGUAUCUCCGCCUGCGCCGUGUGCGACGGCGCCGCCCCAAUCUUCCGCAACCGCCCCAUCGCCGUCGUCGGAGGCGGGGACUCCGCCAUGGAGGAGGCCAACUUCCUCACCAAGUACGGCUCUAGGGUCUACAUCGUGCACCGCCGCGACGCUUUCCGCGCCUCCAAGAUCAUGCAGGCCCGGGCGCUCGGAAACCCUAAGAUCGAGGUCCUGUGGAACUCGGAGGUGGCGGAGGCCUACGGGGAGGGGGAGAGCGGGCCCCUCGCGGGGGUUAAGAUCAGGAACGUCGUGACGGGCGAGAUAUCCGAUCUCAAGGUCUCGGGGCUCUUCUUCGCGAUCGGGCACGAGCCGGCCACCAAGUUCCUCGGAGGACAGCUGGAGCUCGACGCCGAAGGGUACGUGGUGACGAAGCCAGGGUCCACCCAUACCAGCGUCAGAGGCGUGUUUGCCGCCGGCGACGUCCAGGACAAAAAGUAUCGCCAGGCCGUCACCGCCGCCGGAUCCGGGUGCAUGGCUGCUCUGGAUGCUGAGCACUACCUGCAGGAGAUCAGAGCUCAGGUUGAGAAGACUGAUUGACUAUCCUUACUAGAUGAACUCUUGUCUCUUUGAAGAUCCCAUCAAUGGCAUUAAAGUCAAAUCUUUGAAGUGAGGACCAUUGCUGCAACAAGAUGAUGAACUUGGUGUUUUUGCCUUCUCUAUGUUAUAGAUGCAGUUUAAUUUAUUAUUGUUCUGUCCAGGUUUAUCAAGCGUAACGAUAACUUGGAAGUGUGAAACAACUAUUCUUUUAUCAUGAAAAUGUAACGCCUGUGGUGCUAAUAUUUGCUACUGCUAGAUCUACUCUCUGCAGCACGGGUAAUACUGGUAUUUGCAAGUUAAAUUGGUCCAUUCAACUAUUAUUACAAGCAUUUGAGAUAAAUGAGUAUUAAGUGCUUUGAUGUCUUUUACAACCA